UCAAGUCUGUGCGUUCAAGAAGCCCAAAGCCUUGCGCCAUGGCUGACGAGAUAGCGAAAGCGCAGGUUGCCCAGGCAGGAGGAGAUACAAUCUUCGGGAAAAUCAUUCGCAAGGAGAUUCCUGCAAAUAUAUUAUUUGAAGAUGAUCAGUGCAUAGCCUUCCAUGAUGUCGCCCCCCAGGCCCCAACUCAUUUUCUGGUGGUGCCGAAGAGGCAGAUCGUGCAGCUGUCUAGAGCAGAGGACAGUGAUGCUGCUCUGCUGGGUCACCUCAUGAUCGUGGCGAAGAAGUGUGCCGAGCAGGUGGGCCUUUCCAAGGGAUACCGGCUGAUCGUGAACGAGGGUCCCGACGGAGGCCAGUCCGUCUAUCACAUUCACAUACACGUGAUAGGAGGACGCCAGCUGGGAUGGCCCCCCGGCUAACUGGCCCAGCGGGCCAUUGCCACGCCAGUGCAUUGUCUCCAGUCAGUGUCAGUCUGUCAUGUUGACCUAAUGGGAAAAUACAUCAACGGUCAAUAAAUGCACUACACAAGCGCCA
Esox lucius (northern pike) is the source of this 534-nucleotide messenger RNA. It is a transcript of the gene hint1, whose product is annotated as histidine triad nucleotide binding protein 1. Gene Ontology annotation, biological process: purine ribonucleotide catabolic process. Gene Ontology annotation, molecular function: hydrolase activity. Gene Ontology annotation, cellular component: cytoplasm; nucleus. NCBI's taxonomy places the organism in Eukaryota, Metazoa, Chordata, Actinopteri, Esociformes, Esocidae. Bases 39 to 419 code for a protein of 126 amino acids. The transcript is spliced from 3 exons. The record is from RefSeq and is a predicted model, not a curated record.